This is a messenger RNA of Talpa occidentalis (Iberian mole), 3249 nucleotides long. Its product is annotated as saoe class I histocompatibility antigen, A alpha chain-like. Bases 184 to 1242 code for a protein of 352 amino acids. NCBI's taxonomy places the organism in Eukaryota, Metazoa, Chordata, Mammalia, Eulipotyphla, Talpidae. The record is from RefSeq and is a predicted model, not a curated record. The transcript is spliced from 6 exons. Gene Ontology annotation, molecular function: signaling receptor binding; peptide antigen binding. Gene Ontology annotation, cellular component: external side of plasma membrane. Gene Ontology annotation, biological process: positive regulation of T cell mediated cytotoxicity; immune response; antigen processing and presentation of endogenous peptide antigen via MHC class I via ER pathway, TAP-independent.
AUCUCCCCACAGUUUCACAUCUCUUUCUCACAACCUGUGUGGGGUCUUCCUUCCUGGAUACCGGUGACUCACCCCAGUUCUCACUCCCCAUUGCCUGGAGGGUCCAGAGCCACCAAUCAGCAUCACAGCUGCUGACAGACAGUCUGGACUCAAGAGUCUCCCCAGACCUCAAGAGCACCCGUCAUGAGGCCCCCAACCCUCCUGCUGCUCUCAGGGGCCCUGGCCCUGACAGAGACCUGGGCAGGCUCCCACUCCCUGAGGUAUUUCUCCACCGCGAUGUCCCGGCCCGGCCCCGGGGAGCCCCGCAUCAUCUCGGCGGGCUACGUGGACGACACGCAGUUCGUGCGGUUCGACAGCGACUCCCCCGGGCCGAGAAUGGAGCCGCGGGCGCCCUGGAUGGAGCAGGAGGGGCCGGAGUACUGGGAGGGGGAGACGGGGAUCUCCAGGAACAACACCGCGUGGUAUCUACACAGCCUGAACAACCUGCGCCGCUACUACAACCAGAGCGCGGCGGGCUCUCACACCCUCCAGUGGAUGUCUGGCUGCGACGUGGGACCCGACGGGCGCCUCCUCCGCGGGUACAGUCAGUUCGCCUAUGAUGGAGCUGAUUACCUGGCCCUGAACGGGGACCUGCGCUCCUGGACCGCGGCGGACUCGGCCGCGCAGAUCACCUGGCGCAAGUGGGAGGCGGCCGGAGAGGCGGAGCGCUUCAGGCACUACCUGGAGGGCAGGUGCGUGGAGUCGCUGCGCAGAUACCUGGAGAUCGGGAAGGAGACGCUGCAUCUCGUAGAUCCCCCAAAGACACAGGUGACCCACCUCCCCACCUUUGACCAGAAGGUCACCCUGAGGUGCUGGGCCCUGGGCUUCUACCCUGCGGACAUCACCCUGACCUGGCAGCGACAUGGGAAAGGCCUGACCCUGGACAUGGAGCUGGUGGAGACCAGGCCUGGGGGGGACGGAACCUUCCAGAAGUGGGUGGCUGUGGAGGUGCCUUCUGGAGAGGAGCAGAGAUACAGGUGCCGUGUGCAGCAUGACGGGCUGCUGGACCCGCAAUUCCUGACUUGGGGCAGCAAUAGCACCCAGGGCUCUGAUAUGCCUCUCACAGCUGCUAAAGGAGCACCUUGUGCCACCAGGGCCUGUGAUCACAGGGUCAGACCCCACCAGGCCUUGUGUAGUCUGGGCAGGGAGUGCUUGUGUGACCGGGUCAGCCCAGGCUCAGCUCAGGCUCAGCUCAGGGUCUAGCCUUCCUAUAGAUUCCUGUUUGCUUCUUUGUUCUUGUUUGUUUGUUUGUUUUUUGCUUUAUGCCUAUUCUCUUUGAUGUUUAGAGACCAGGCCUCAUGUCCUCUUGGUCCCUGUCUCUGAGAGCAGCAGGAGCAUCUGUCAUUGGCCCCACAAGGCCCAGGGUAUCCCCUGCAUGCAGGAGUCUGGUGAUAUGGAUUUCCAGACUCAUCUGAUUUUUGGCCUCAUUUAGGACUUUUUUUGGAUUAUUCUUUCCAUCUUUUCCAACAAAAUCCUGGUAUUACUAGAGAAGAGGAUUUGAUGAUUUCCUGAUGGAUUUAGAUAAGUUCCUGAUAGUUUUCUGGUUUUCUCUAUAGCUUCUCCCCAUAACCCUGACCUUUAAUGUAGUAAUCCCAGUGCUGGUGCUAAUCGAGACCCAUGGGUUGAUGGAGUCAAUUACCAUCAUAGUUGGCUGAAAAAUAGGACCCUUAAGCCUAGGAACUUGGGUCCUCCCUGGUGGCACCGGGGUUAAGUCUCAGCACUAUUAACUCUAUACCCCAUGUUCAAUCCCCAGCCAGGGAGCUACCCACUUAUGGUGCAGCAGACCUCUCCUGUUUCGCCCGCUGCUCCCCUUAGCAGUGUAUUCCAUUAAAUCUGCCUGUUCUGCUCCCCACUCUUUGUGGUGAAUCCUCUUACCAACCCCAUCCAUGCACUCUGAUCUACACCCCAGUUCUUCUACACAAAUAUAAAUAAAUAUUUUUAAAAAACCCUACAAACUCCUCUAAUGUGUCACGUUAGUACCGACACUGUCUCUAGAACAGGGAGAUACUCUACACUGAUGACACACCAGAUAGCUGAUAACUAUUGCACCAGAUGUGUGACUGACUGUUUAUACAACUAGGAAAACUCAGUGAACUAAAAACAUGCACAACUUGCUGCCUGCAGAGAGUGUGUCCUAGUGGGGAGAGGAGACUGGGGACUGUGUGACAGCAGAUCAGAUGGUCAACCACGCGUGUCUGGUUAGAAGUGGGUAAGGGAUGUGGGAAGGUGACAGGGUGGUUUUCUUCCCAGCGUGGUCAGUGUGGGUUUCACUGAAGGGACCUUUGAGAAAAAGUCUGAUGGACACGUUGCCCACAAGGAUGUGAUGUACAGGGAAGUUCAGUCCAGGCAGGACAACCUCCAAUGCAGAUGCCUAAGCAGGAAUGUGUCUGUGUGACUGACAUGAGCAAGGAGGCCAAGGACUGAGCAGAGGCCAGUGGAGAUGGGAUCUGUGUGCACCCAGAUCAUCCAGGCCUGAGGAUAUUGGGAGGGUUUGACUCUCUGAGUAAGAUGUGGGGUGACAAGACCUUCUGAACAGAUAGACACCUGUGGGACUUCUCUCUGGUAGCCUCAGUCUGGCUGCUGUGCAGCAUGAAAGGGUGAGAGGUGGGAAGAGAAAUGGAGGAAACCAGUGCAGGUCCCAGGACAGAGAGGUUGGUGGCUUUGUUGGGGGGUGAGCAGGGAAAUAACAGGCAGUGACAGGAGUGUGCAUAUGUAGACAUGGACUUUACAGUGUUUCCUACUCCUGGGCUGUGAGAAAGGGUCAAGGAUGACACUCAGUGUCUCAGACUGUGCAGGCAGAGAGGUGGAGCCUCAGUGACAUGGGGAAGACUCCAGAAGACCCAUAUGUGGGCAUCCCAGGCAUUCACUUUAGGAAAGUUGAAUCAGAUCCAUUAGAAUUGAAAGUGAGGUUGGCAGUUGGACAGAUAAGUCUGGGGCACAGGUGAAAUGUCUGAGGUGAGAAAGAGAUCUGGGAGGUGAUGUGAUGUCAAUGAUAUUUAAAGUCUUGUGCAUGUAAGGAUCGCCCGGAAAGUGAUGACUAAGCAAGAGAAAAGAGCAGAAUUGAACUCCAGAUUCCAUAGUGAUGAGCAAUCGGAGCAGACACUCCCCCAGAGCUGACUGCAUAGUCUGACCCCACAUGGAGAAGACAUGGAGAACAGGGAGUUCCCGCUUCAGGGAGCAGAAGAGUCACCUGGACUCUCAUGAAGACUC